UGAGAUGUUUUGUCCGUUGGCUUUAUGUGAAUGAGAGAGAAGCUGCCCAGUGAAAAGUCACCACAGCAGGACCGUGCGCGCCUCCUCGCCUCAUAUGCUCUCGUGUGACACAAUGGAUUCCUGUUUUCGCGCACUUUGUAUGACUUUUGUCCUGGCAUCGUUCAGCCGGAGGUCAGGUGCGAGCGGACCGGUGAUCAGAUGCGAGCCGUGUGACGUUGGAGCGCGACUUUUGUGCAAACCUUUACCCAAAGACUGCGCCGAGAAGGUCCGAGAACCGGGCUGCGGCUGCUGCAUGACCUGCGCGCUCAGCUUCGGGCAGCCGUGCGGCGUGUACACCGGGAGAUGUGGCUCCGGGCUGACAUGUCAACAUCAGCCCGGUGAAACCAAACCUCUGCAGGCUCUGCUGGAGGGACGGGGGAUCUGUGCAAACGCUACAACCAAGAGACAAACCGUCAGACCGACGCCACCAGUCAAUGAAUUGCCAGAGAAUGCUGAGACUCAGGACGAGGAGAGGAAUUCCACCGGCUCAGGUAUUCAGACCUCGUACAGCACCCACAGACCCACCGGACCACUCAGGCCUCCUCUUCACCCCUUCUUCCCCUCUGCCAAGUCCGAGGUCCUCAGACGGGAGCAGCAGAAGAGAACCCAGAGCUUUAAAAGAGAGGAUCUCCCAGGCCCACUCAUCACAGACCAGCAAAACUUCUCUCUAGAAACCAAACAGGAGCCUGAGUAUGGUCCCUGUCGAAGAGAGAUUGAGAGCAUCCUCAGCAACCUCAAGAUCACCAACAUCCUCAACCCCAGAGGUUUCCGCAUUCCAAACUGUGACAAGAAGGGCUUCUACAAGAAAAAGCAGUGCCGUCCAUCCAAAGGCAGAAAGCGAGGCUUCUGUUGGUGUGUGGACAAAUACGGGCAGCCUUUGCCAGGUUUUGAUGGGAAGGAGCGAGGAGACGCCCAGUACUACAACUCUGAGAGCCAAUAGGAGCGGAGCGGGACGGGGGGGAGGGAGGUUGGGAGUGUGCAAGAAGAAUUGUAAACAAAUGGAGACACUGAGGAUAUUGGAAGAGAGGUCAAGAGAUGGCUCGGCCCGAUAUAUGGAUGUUUUGCUAUUUCUGUUGCCUGUGGGACCUUUUUUCUGAGGCAGAGCAAAGGGGAACAGAGGAAGAGUACCAAGAGGAGGAGAGCUUGUACAUUCUGUACUUUUAUGUGAUGGAUGGAUUCUUCAUAAGCUGUUUUGUCUCUGACUUGACCUGGAUGCCUUCUGGGGAGAUGAUAAAAGAAUUAGUCUCGAUUCCUUUUUCGAAUUCUAAAACGCAGAAACACGUCACAAACAGUGAAGCGAUCGCUCCUCAUUUACGCACAAUUAGAUGGCAUUGCAUAUGUGUACAUGCUUGUGACGUGUAAUCUUUAUUUGUAUGCUUGUGAUUUGUUAUAAAGACAUUGAGUGUGGUCAUGACAACCAUAAACUGUAUGUUUGAACAUGUCCUGCAGAGUAAGCAUGCAGUGCCUUACUAUGGUUUCAUAUUUGUAUGAACUUUAUUCCGGUUGCUUCCUCCUCAGGGAGUUGGAUGUGACUGUGCAGCUCACACUCUACAGUGCAUAUAAAGAUUUUUGGUUUUUUUGUGUAUGCUGGAUCUCAAACCACAGAAAAUGGGGACAUUUCUUCUACUCUGUAUUGUGGUUUAUACCGUUUUGUUGUCACUUUGCAUAAGCUGAAUAUUAGAGAUAAAGGCCUCUAACCAUUAUCUCUGAUGCCUGUGUAGCCAGUGAUAUUUUUCAGCACUUGUCUCAGUUUAAAUAAAUAUGCUGUUUGCAUGUACAAUGCAACCCUCAGAGGUCUAUUUUUACUUAAUAAAGGCAGUAUAAAAAUU
Amphiprion ocellaris (clown anemonefish) is the source of this 1868-nucleotide messenger RNA. RefSeq names its product insulin-like growth factor-binding protein 3. The transcript has 4 exons. Gene Ontology annotation, molecular function: insulin-like growth factor I binding; fibronectin binding; insulin-like growth factor II binding. NCBI's taxonomy places the organism in Eukaryota, Metazoa, Chordata, Actinopteri, Pomacentridae. The coding region runs from base 95 to 979 and encodes 294 amino acids. Gene Ontology annotation, cellular component: extracellular region. The record is from RefSeq and is a predicted model, not a curated record. Gene Ontology annotation, biological process: regulation of insulin-like growth factor receptor signaling pathway.